AUGGAUCUUCCGGCCUACCACGAGCGAAUGAAGAGAAAACUCGAUAAGUACCUGGCUUCCGAAGCAGACCUCGACGAGCGGUUCCCCGACUCCAUGCGACGCCGUUUCCCUGGAAAGAUCAGCGAAACCCAUUCCAAGCCAGUGCACUGUAACCGGCCACCCCAUUUCGCCCACGGAUGCAUUCGCUGUGGUCGACAGCCCACCGUCCUUUGCCCCAGCUGCAAAGUGAUAAAGUGGUGUAGCCCCGAUCAUGACAACGACAACUGGCCCAAUCACGUAAUAGCCUGCGCGUCAAUCAAGAAAGCUAUGGAAGAUGUGGAAAAGGAAGAUCAAGCAAUUCGCGCCCAUGACGGAGACGCCAACACCCCACGCAACGCCUUCCACAGUGACACAGCCAAGGGGAGAUUCUGGAAAUACAAGGGACUAAGACCGUAUCUGAAAGCACGCUUGGAGCUUGUGAACGCGAUACGUGAAGUAGAUACCCUGAUUGCCGUGGAAACGGCACUAGAGCACGCCACAGAUAUCCUGAGACUUGAUCCCAGAGACGCCCUCUGCGUCCGCAGCAUUAUACCGAUACUACUCCUGCGUCUCGACCUCGACGAGCGCUGCUACUGCUUUUGUAAAUGGUGGCUUACCAAAGGCAAUGAUACGCAUCAUGACUGGACAGAUGACGGACCGCUUUUGGCGCUUGAGCGACCGGUUGAUCUGUUCAAGACGGAAGAUGCGUUUGAGCAUCCCGUGGAUUACUUCGACCAGACCAGAACGUUCACCGACAGAGAUGAAGACCGGACUAGGUUGCAAAGUCCAGCUGACUUAUCGCUUCUUGUUGCCAUCAUGCUGGUCAAGAUACGCAUCAAGGUAGAUCUGCUGUUGUUACGGAACGAUCCCCAGCCGGAAACCUAUCUGCAGCGACAUGUUAGCAGCGUUGUAGCUGCGCGAUAUCGAAGAGGCACGCCGGAAGGGUAUUACAUGAGAGAGGAAAUGGAACUGUUUGAGUUAACCUGGGACCACGUUUUCUACCUGUCUGAUGAGAUACGCAGAGUCAACAAACACUUUUGGCCGGGGUUGAUGUGCCCUUAUCCGCCACAACAACGGGGUUUCAAGCGACCUCCGUUUGUAGCGGGUACUGAGGCAGACGCGAAGAUCGUGUUGAAGGACUGCUACGCUGUUUGGCAUGAGACACCGGGGGCUAUGGAUCUCGUCAAGCACUUAUGCGAUGGACGCUUGUAG
This is a messenger RNA of Alternaria ventricosa, 1230 nucleotides long. RefSeq lists its product as uncharacterized. NCBI's taxonomy places the organism in Eukaryota, Fungi, Ascomycota, Dothideomycetes, Pleosporales, Pleosporaceae. The transcript has 2 exons. The record is from RefSeq and is a predicted model, not a curated record. Bases 1 to 1230 code for a protein of 409 amino acids.